GCGGCGCGUCAGUUCCGUGCUGGGCCCGCGAUGCUGUCGGCGGGCGGCGGCUCCGGCCCCGGUGGGGCGGGCGGCUCCGGCCCGGGGCUCGGCGGGGAUGGGGACUUCCUAUCGCGGUACCGGCUGGUGUCGGCCAAGCUGCGGCGGCGGUUCCUGCGGAAGCCGAACGUGGCGGAGGCGGCGGAGCAGUUCGCGGCGCUGGCGCGGGAGCUGCGCGCUCAGGAGAGCCUGCCGUACGCCGCCUGGUGCCAGCUGGCCGUGGCGCGCUGCGCCCAGAGCCUGUUCCACGGCCCCGCCGAGGCGGCCGCGCUGGCCGAAGCCGCGCGGCUCUUCCUGCGCCAGGAGCGGGACCUGCGGCAGCGCCUGGGGCUGCGCGGCGGCUUCGGCGAGCAUGUGGCGGCGGCGCAGAGCUGCGGGGCCUUCGCCGCCCGCCUGCACCUGGAGCGGGGGCAGCCCGCGCUGGCGGCCGGGCCGUGCCUGGAGCUGGCGGCGGCGCUCCGCGACACG
This is a messenger RNA of Malurus melanocephalus (red-backed fairy wren), 507 nucleotides long. It is a transcript of the gene F8A1, whose product is annotated as coagulation factor VIII associated 1. NCBI's taxonomy places the organism in Eukaryota, Metazoa, Chordata, Aves, Passeriformes, Maluridae. Gene Ontology annotation, cellular component: early endosome. The annotation marks the transcript as partial. The transcript has a single exon. Gene Ontology annotation, biological process: vesicle cytoskeletal trafficking. The record is from RefSeq and is a predicted model, not a curated record.